Molecule: messenger RNA, 882 nt
Organism: Dromaius novaehollandiae (emu)
Lineage: Eukaryota; Metazoa; Chordata; Aves; Casuariiformes; Dromaiidae
Gene: PTRH1
Product: peptidyl-tRNA hydrolase 1 homolog
Exons: 5
Coding region: 25-648 (207 amino acids)
Molecular function (GO): peptidyl-tRNA hydrolase activity
Source: RefSeq, a predicted model, not a curated record
CGUAACGGCGGCGGGCGGGGCGACAUGCAGGCGGCGCUGCUGGCGGGGCGCGCGCGGCCCCUCGUGAGCCGGGCGGGGCCGCGCGUCCUGGUGGCAGGUCUGGGCAACUACGGGCUGCGAGGGACGCGGCACAGCGUGGGCAUGGCCGUGCUGGACCGCCUGGCCGGGCGGCUGGCGGUGGCCGACCGGUGGCGAGCGGACGGCCGGUGCUGCGGGGACGUGGCCGUGGCCACGGCGCACGGCGUGGAGCUGGUGCUGCUCAAGCCGCGGAGGCUGAUGAACCUCAACGGGCUCAGCGUCGCCAGCGCUGCCAAGAUGUACAACCUGAGCCCGGAAGACAUUUACCUGGUUCAUGACGACCUGGACAAGGCCCUGGGGAAGGUGGCGAUCAAGCUGGGAGGCAGCGCAAGGGGACACAACGGGGUCCGAUCCUGCAUCAGCGCUCUGCACUCCGAUGAGAUGACACGGCUCAGGGUCGGCAUUGGGCGGCCAGAGGGCGAAACGACAGUGACCUGCUACGUCCUGGGCCCAUUCAGCAGCAGGGAGCAGGAGAUGCUGCAGCAGGUCCUGGCCCAGGCAGCCACUUGCCUGCUGGAGCACAUCCUGCGGAGGAGAGCACCCAGGGGAGAGCCAGGGGACAGGGGGUGACGCUGACCCUUGAGGACCUACGUGGCUGAUGGAUAGGGCGCUCUGGGCUCUGCUGGGUGACCAUGGUGCUGAGCAGCGUGGGGUUUGCCAGGCGUCCUGGCAGGACACAAGGACAGCCCUAGUCCAGCCCCAGUCUCCACCUGUACGGAUCCAGGCAGCUCCUCUCCCGCGCAAAUCUCUGCAGUGGUUUUAUAAGGCAGUUUUGCACAGACGUGAAAUAAACCCACAGCCCCA